AUGCCGGGUUCACACAAUGAUAUAAAUGUGUUGGAUCAUUCCUCGGUAUUCAACGGCAUCAUCAAUGGCCAAUUACCUCUGACCAUCCCGCACCCAACCACUACAAAAGAAAAAUUAUUUGCUCAGCGACAAGAGGCAGAAAGAAAAGAUGUGGAACGAGCUUUUAGGGUAUUGCAGAUCAAGUGGGCAAUAACGCAAAGACCAGUGCGUUACUGGGAGAAAGAUGACUUGCGCCUCAUAAUGAAAACGUGCAUCAUCCUUCACAAUAUGAUCAUUGAAGAUGAGCGUCAUGCAAAUGUUGGAAGAUGGACUCCGUCACUGGAGGAUGCAAUCCUAAUUCCCAUUUUAAGUCAAUGCCCAUCAGUUUUAGCGGCACACAUAUCCUCUCGCCAAUUUCAGAUUCGCAACAGAGAGACAAAUACGCGGUUAAGGAAUGAUUUGAUGGAAAAUUUGUGA
This is a messenger RNA of Cornus florida, 456 nucleotides long. RefSeq lists its product as uncharacterized. The coding region runs from base 1 to 456 and encodes 151 amino acids. NCBI's taxonomy places the organism in Eukaryota, Viridiplantae, Streptophyta, Magnoliopsida, Cornales, Cornaceae. The record is from RefSeq and is a predicted model, not a curated record. The transcript has 2 exons.